AUGGGCAUACGAUGCGUCCCCAGUGCCGACGUGCCGACUUUGUGCCAACUUGAAUACUGUUUUCUCGGCACGAACGGAGGUCCUCUUUGCGAAAACAACCAAGUGGUCGGAGUGUGUUCGGGUAACUGCGGAAACGCUUGCGAUCAUAGUUGUGAAGCGUGCUGCAACGAAGAUUUUCCCGUGAAUCACGCGUUUCAAACGUGUGAGACUUGUUUCGACGGAGGGCCCGGUGGAGCGAACGAGUGCACACGUUCUAGUUGUAAUAACGGAUGUCCAGGCAUUCCAGCCACCCCUUGCUUAUCAGCCGGGAGCGGAAACUGUUGCACGUGUCGUGGCGCCGGCGGCAACUACCCGAACUGCUUUCGCUCCAACUUCCCGUUCCCGCCGCCGCCGCCGCUGCCGCCGUUGCCACCGACCCCAACGUAA
This is a messenger RNA of Bathycoccus prasinos, 426 nucleotides long. RefSeq lists its product with no specific name. The record is from RefSeq and is a predicted model, not a curated record. The coding region runs from base 1 to 426 and encodes 141 amino acids. NCBI's taxonomy places the organism in Eukaryota, Viridiplantae, Chlorophyta, Mamiellophyceae, Mamiellales, Bathycoccaceae. The transcript has a single exon.